GCUUUCGUAAACAAAACAACGUGUUUCGCUCUUUUCGUUGGAAUUCGGUUGUGUUUGGACGUGGUCGAGAAAUAUUUUGUAAUAAAAAUCAGGAUUUACGCAGAUCAUGUCCUCUGGAAGAAUAAAGAAACCGGUCACGCGUCGUGGCCGGCGUGCGCUCGAUGCCCGAGAGCCCAAAACGAUCGAAAAUCCCAAGAAAACGCUCAUCAUGGAAGGUCGCAAGUGUUCGCACGAAAUCCGGCAAGCGCUCAAGGAUAUGAACCUGUUCAAGAAGCCGCUGGUCAGUCUGAUGCGACGGAACAACGACGUUACGAUGUUUGAGGAUGCGACGCCGCUGGAACAGUUGGCCAAAUCGAACGACUGUCACCUGUUCAUGUUCGGCUCGUCCUCGAAGAAGCGUCCAAACAACCUGAUCUUCGGUCGCAUCUACGACGAACAGAUCCUGGACAUGGUCGAGUUUGGCAUCAAGCAGUACAAAAGCCUGCAGGACUUUAAAAGCGAGAAAAUCUCAGCCUUCGUCAAACCCGUAAUCGUCUUCAACGGGUACAAGUGGAAACUCACCGAGGAACUGCGCCGAAUUCGGAGUCUGCUCCUAGACAUGUUCCACAUUGACGACGUGUCCACGAUACGGCUGCAGGGCCUGGAACACGUGCUCAGUUUCACAAUCACCGAAGACCUGACCAUCCUGAUGCGCUCGUACCGAAUCAUGCUGAAAAAGAGCGGCCAGCGGACACCCCGCAUCGAACUGUCCGAGAUGGGCCCGUCGAUGGAUCUGACCAUCCGGCGCACCAAGCUGGCCUCGGACGACCUCUACAAGACGGCCAUGAAGCAGCCGGCGAUUCUGAAGGUCGCCAAGCGGAAGAACAUUUCCCGGGACGAGCUGGGCAAUGUGCACGGCCGGGUGCACGUCGGCAAGCAGGACAUCAACGUGCUGCAGACGCGCAAGAUGAAGGGUCUGAAGAAGACGGCCGAAGAGCGGAAGGCCGACCGGGUGAAGCGGAAGCAGGGAAAAGCCGCGGCGGCGGCGGCCGGUGCGGCGGAUUCUGACGGGAAUGGGUCCGACCAGGAGUAUGACGGUGGCGACGGUGGAAUGGACGUUGAUAGUGAUGAGUGAAACGGUUUACCUGGUAGGCACUUUAUUUCAAUAUUAAUAUCAAUCAAUAAAACAGUAAAAUGUUAAAAAAAAACUUAAUCUUGAAACAUGA
Molecule: messenger RNA, 1205 nt
Organism: Culex quinquefasciatus (southern house mosquito)
Lineage: Eukaryota; Metazoa; Arthropoda; Insecta; Diptera; Culicidae
Gene: Non3
Product: ribosome production factor 2 homolog
Exons: 3
Coding region: 107-1114 (335 amino acids)
Biological process (GO): ribosomal large subunit assembly; maturation of LSU-rRNA from tricistronic rRNA transcript (SSU-rRNA, 5.8S rRNA, LSU-rRNA)
Cellular component (GO): nucleolus
Molecular function (GO): rRNA binding
Source: RefSeq, a predicted model, not a curated record